CUGGUAGAUCAUGUUACAUUACCAAGAAAACACUCAUCGAGAAGGCGUACAAAGUGGUCUUUGUGCUUCUCAAUUGAUGCAAAUUACAGGAGUUAAAGUCCACCUGGCUUCUCUGUGAAGCUCAAGCUUCUCCCUUAUUACAUUUCAUUCAAGAAUAGAUCGCUUUGGAAUUGUUUUCGACUUUGUGCAGGCAGAAUGUCUAGCCUAGUAAAUGUCCACGAACAGGACAUGACAGAUACAUCGCUUUCAUCCUCUGGUGAUCAGAAACCUCUUGUGCUCAAAGAGAGAAGUUGUUUUCGUGUGGUUUUGGUUGUAAUCCCUUGUUUGCUUUUGAUAUGGGGCGUUUCAUUGCUUCCCACCGUAUUCUACGCAAACAAACUCCCAGUUCCUACGGAUCCACCUUCACCGAACAUCAGUAAUCAAACUCAGCCUCUGUACCCUUGCAGUCAUCCACUCAUUUUGAACCAGAAAACACAUUUGUGUGAACCACCAUGCCCAUGGGUGAUGCUGACAAAAGCAGAAAAAUUUGCCUUGCUAGUCGUUGAAAGCUUUUCUAUUGCUGUUAAUUUGUUGGGUUUUGUCAUAAUAUUGUCAACUUGGAUGCGGAUUAAGAAACUGAGAUGUUUUCCGCAUAUAAUUCCUCUUUACAUUCAAGGCCUAUCAUCAGCCAUUGCUGUUCUUAUUGUGGUAGCCAAUGGAAUAGGAGAAGAGAAGGCUUUCUGUAGCAGCAAGUUUUUAGCAGAAUCUUCAAAAAAUCCCACUACAUUUUGUACUGCUCAAGGGGUCCUGAUACACUACUUUUGUGUAGCUUUGGCACUGUGGUUUGUGGUUUAUAGCGUCAAUUUACUUAAGAUGAUCUAUUCUGACAGUCUGGUAAACCUCCAGGGAAAUCAUUACAGAGUACAGCAUAUUGUGUAUUCCUUAAUUUGCUGGCUUCUUCCUUUCAUUCCUGUUGGCAUUGUACUUGGCUCUGAAUCACCACCUUAUAUUGUUGUAAAUAUGCAAUUCUGCUUCCCUGGAUCAACAGACACUGGAUAUUUUACAACUACAUUUAUCACAGAGCUGGCACUGGGUGUUGGUGUUACCUGCUUGUUUUUUGUGGUCUAUAAACUUUUCAUGCUACGCAACAUCUCCCCUGUUGCUGGUGAGCAAGCUAAAUCAAGAAAAAAGAAAAUGGACAAACUGGUUCAGCGCCUGGUGUUUCUUAUGUUUGCAUAUGCAGCCAUUGUAACUCUCACUUAUAUUCCCAUCUGCCUUUUACAACAACAUGCAGCCCUUCUGGAACACCAUAUAAAUCGGUACUUUCGUUGCUUGAUGUUUUACCCACCAGAGAAGUGUCAUAAAAAAUAUGAAAAGUACACUUUCUCUGACGCAUUUGUGGUAUCAUCCCUAAGUACUGCAUUCUUUGCACUGACGACUGUGUGUUUCUUGGCAUUUAACAAGCAGUCCCGCAAACUGUGGACCUUCUGGUGGUUCAGAAUACAGAGAUGCUGCUGUGAGCAGUCUUAAAACAUAAUUGUCAAAGCCAGAAUGUUGGUUGAAGUUGUGCUUGUGAUCUGAAAAUUAGUUUUCAAACAGACUUGAAAUGAUAACAUGUGCAAAACAGUGUUCAUUUUUAGCAGCACUUUCUUCUUGUUGUGAUGCUGACAAGGAGAAUUUGUUUAACAAACAAGCUUCUUUUGUUGGUGAUCAUUUCCUUUAUUUUUGUGACCUCGAUGUGUGAUUCAAGCAAGAUAUUGUAAUUAGACAUUAGAUGCUAGUUACCCCUAGGGAUCAAAGGGAUUUACUAACCACAUAAUAAAUUAUGCUUAGCCAGUAGGCUAUUAAGUGUUGACUCCAGCAGCACUUUAAAUUGGCAGAAAUUAAGCAUAGUAAAUUUAUUUUUGAAUGUUUAAUUUAAAAUGUAUUUUUAUUCUGAAAGUAAUGUCAUUUUGUAAGGAAAAUCUUCUCUGUUGCUUUGCUUUUAAUUGUCAUCCAAAUUAUUUUUACAGUAUACAACAGGAAAAAAAUAUUAGUAUUGGUUUCUGUCAGAUUUUGAAAAACUGUGAAAACCAUAAAUAAUUCUGGAAAUGAAAAUAGAUAGGAAAGAAAACUGGUCUUUGAGCAGCAGCGUUGAUUAGUUGGUGGUUUUCUUGGUAUCCUUUUUGACCUGGUCUGCAACAUGAUUGUUUUAAGCACAAUGAACUUUAUUGUAAUAUUGGAGGUAUUUAUAGUUCGUAAUAUUGACAGUGAUUGACGAAAUAUCUAUAUAUAUAAAAAACUCUUCUCUUGUAAUGAUUCACAAACCAGGGAACUAUAGAUAAAUGAAUAAAGGGGAUAAGUUUCUAAAAUAACUGCGGUGCUGCUUCGGUGGAAGAUUAUAACAGGGUAAUUUAGUAUUAUCAACUGAGUUAAUAACUCAAAUUGGCCACAAAGUUUCAAAGCUGACGUUUAGAGCGAAGGGCUAACGCUCGAAACGUCAGCUUUGAAACUCUUUACGGUGUUAAAUUUACGCUAUCAAGUCAGUUGAUAAUGCUAAAUUACCCUGAUCUGUGGAUAAACCCUCGUUUACUUUCUAUUCUACCAGUUUAGUUAAAAACUAAUGGAAAAUCGUAUGAAUCAAAUAUAAAACAAGAAUCUCGAGACCUAGCCGGGUCAAAGUGAUGUAUUCUUUGGCCAAACACUUUACCCUCAUUGUACCUCCCUCCCUCUACCCAGGAGUAUAAAUAGGUACCGGGAAUUUACAGGGAAGCCUGAUGAAAUGCUGUGCGGUAACCUUGCGAUGGACAAGCAUUCUAUGCAGGGGGAAGUAGUAAUACUCCAAGUCGCUCUACUCUAAGGCAACUGGCUAGGCACUGGCUCGAGUGCAGUCUUAACGUUACCUGUAUAACAAGAAUUUGAUUUCUCAACGCCAUGUAAUUUACCCCCUUAAUAAACCUAUAGUUUCAUCCUUCAAA
Molecule: messenger RNA, 2936 nt
Organism: Pocillopora damicornis (cauliflower coral)
Lineage: Eukaryota; Metazoa; Cnidaria; Anthozoa; Scleractinia; Pocilloporidae
Biological process (GO): cell surface receptor signaling pathway; adenylate cyclase-activating G protein-coupled receptor signaling pathway
Cellular component (GO): plasma membrane
Molecular function (GO): G protein-coupled receptor activity
Source: RefSeq, a predicted model, not a curated record